AUGCUGUCGUCAUCGCCUGGGGGGAGGUCAACGAGUGUGGGGAGCAAUGCCGUCCAACUCGCUCGAGCGGCGGGCUACGAAGUGCUGGCCACGGCGUCUCCCAAGAACUUCGAGUACCUAAAGUCCCUCGGCGCAUCCAUGGUCUUCGACUGCAAGCAACCCGACACAGUUUCCAGGAUCAUCGACGCACUUCAAAGCAAGAGCUGUGCAGGGGCGCUUGCCAUUGGCGCGGGCUCUCUGGAGGCAUGCAUUGAUAUUGUCGCAGCCGUGCCGGGCCGCAAAUUCGUUUCUCAGGCCAGCCGCCCGGCGGACAUGAGCGACAUGCCCACCAACAUGGUUGGAUUGUUUAAGACAAUCUUCGGGCUCUUGUGGUGGAAUAUCUCGACCGCUUUGAGGGCGAGAUCAAAGGGGGUCUCCACCAAGUUCAUCUGGGGCGGCGACGUCGUGGCCAACGAGGUCGGUUCGAUGACUUAUCAGGACUUCUUGCCGGAGGCGUUGGCGAGCGGGCAGUAUCAUGCAAAGCCCGACCCCAAGAUUGUGGGAAAGGGACUUGAGAGCCUUCAGGGGGGCAUUGAUACCUAUAAAAGGGGUGUCUCUGCGGCGAAGGUGGUUGUCUCUCUUAUUUGUAAGGGAAGAACCAUCUAUGACCACUCUGCGACGAACACGAGCUCGUUCUCUUCGACGAAGAGCCUGGCACCACAGAAUGGCCACAGCGGCUACGUCAUCUUCAUUCCACUAUACGCAUGUGGCAAAGGACAUACAGAGGGCUCUUGCGACGACUCGGAUGCGGGAGUCAUCGGGGACGACGGCGUCGCUUGUGUCACCAAGAUGCUUCCGGGGAACGAGCCCGAUGGGAUCUGGGAUGUGGUCACUGUGGACUAG
This is a messenger RNA of Anthostomella pinea, 882 nucleotides long. The record is from the annotation of a GenBank genome assembly. NCBI's taxonomy places the organism in Eukaryota, Fungi, Ascomycota, Sordariomycetes, Xylariales, Xylariaceae.